AUGUCGGAUUCGACGUUGUACUCACUCCAAUCAGGAAUGAUUGUGUUGGAAGGUGGUCAUACUGACCACAAAGCAAUAUCAAAUACUAUACCAAUCAACCACUUAUCAAAUAGGGAGCCAGAGAUUAACAUUCAUGAUCCAAAUGAUCAAAAUCUCAUACAGGGCUUCAAUGGAGACAUGAGUCUUCAAGAUAUGUAUAAUAAAGAAGGUGAUUUUGAUGAUGAAGAUGACAGUGACUGGGAGCCUUUAGAGAAACAUUUAACAAUUGUUAAAUGGUUUUGUGUUAAUUGCACUAUGGUUAACGGUGAUGGAGCUUUCUAUUGCCAUAUGUGUGGAGAGCAUAAAGAUUCUGGGAUCCUUAGGCAUGGAUUUCUUGCAUCAUCUUCAGAAGAUGCAGAUUCUAUUCAGAAUGCAUCACUGAAACAAAAUGGGAAAUCAGAAGCUUCUUGCUCAAAAACUUUGGCCCCACAUAAAUCGACAGCAGUGGGGUUUGAUGACAGAAUGUUGCUUCACUCUGAAGUUGAAAGGAAGUCUCUUCCUCAUCCAGAAAGACCAGAUCGUCUUCGAGCAAUUGCUGCCAGCCUGGCAACUGCAGGUAUAUUUCCUGGAAGAUGUCAACCGAUUUCAGCAAGAGAAAUUACACGUGAAGAACUUCAGAUGAUCCACUCUCAUGAGAAUAUUGAAUCUGUUGAACUCACAAGCCAACAUGUUGCUAGUUAUUUCACUCCUGAUACAUACGCAAACAAAGAUUCAGCACUUGCUGCCAAGCUGGCAGCAGGGUUAUGUGCUGACCUGGCAUCAGCUAUAUACUCAGGGCGUGCUAAAAACGGGUUUGCACUGGUGCGUCCUCCAGGUCAUCAUGCUGGAGUGAGACAAGCAAUGGGAUUCUGUCUGCAUAACAAUGCAGCCAUUGCUGCAUCAGCAGCACAAGCUGCAGGAGCAAAAAAAGUCUUGAUUGUUGAUUGGGAUGUACACCAUGGAAAUGGAACUCAAGAAAUAUUUGAGCAGAACAAAACAGUGUUGUAUAUAUCUUUACAUAGACAUGAAGGUGGAAAAUUCUACCCUGGUACAGGUGCUGCCCAUGAGGUGGGGUCCAUGGGUGGAGAAGGGUACUGUGUAAAUGUUCCAUGGAGUCGUGGAGGAGUUGGGGACAAUGAUUAUAUCUUUGCAUUUCAACACAUUGUGCUUCCAAUUGCGGACGCAUUUGCCCCUGAUAUCACAAUCAUUUCAGCUGGAUUUGAUGCUGCAAGAGGCGACCCCCUUGGAUGCUGUGAUGUUACCCCUGCUGGUUAUGCACAAAUGACCAAAAUGCUGUCUUCUUUAUCUAAUGGAAAAUUGCUUGUUAUUCUCGAAGGCGGCUACAAUCUUCGCUCAAUAUCAUCAUCAGCUACAUCAGUAAUCAAGGUAUUGCUUGGUGAAAAGCCUGAAAACAUGUUGGAGAAUGUUGUGCCUUCAAGAUCUGGACUGCAGACUGUUCUAGAAGUUUUGAGUAUCCAGAGCAAUUUUUGGCCAAAUGUGGGCCCCAUAUUUUCCGAAUUGCAAUCGCGAUGGGGAUCAUAUAUUUUCCAAGAAAUAAAAAAAAGGAAAAGAAGCCGAUUUGUGGUGCCUGUAUGGUGGAAAAUGGGACGAAAGAAGUUUUUACAUCACAUCCUCACAGAGCAACAACUUCGAUUUAACUCAAAAAGGCGUAAAAAAAUAUUAUGGUUAUAAAAUUUCCAUUAGUCACCCUCAUUUUGUACUACCUUAAUUUCUGGCUAAAUAGUUUUUUUGUGAGGGG
Molecule: messenger RNA, 1777 nt
Organism: Lactuca virosa
Lineage: Eukaryota; Viridiplantae; Streptophyta; Magnoliopsida; Asterales; Asteraceae
Source: the annotation of a GenBank genome assembly